UCACUUUCACAUGGGCACACCCUGACAGAGCGGAAGUGACGUCUACGAACCUAACCAUUUCACCCAUGUGUUCCACUGUAACGCCAAUGUUAUUGGUUUUACAUUGAAAAAAACAAUGCAUAAUAUACUAGGUUUUAACGGUUGAACUGUGACGUUAGUUAGCAAUGAAACUAAAGGAGUUGGAGAGUUGUCUUCAACAAGUAGACGGCUUUGAAGAGCCAAAGAUUCUUCUUGAGCAGUAUCCAACUAGUCCCCACAUUGCAGCAUGCAUGCUCUACACAAUCCACAACACAUUUGAUGACAUUGAAGGCAAACUGAUCGCAGAUCUGGGAUGUGGAUGCGGAGUUCUGAGCAUCGGGGCGGCGAUGCUGGAAGCCGGAUUAUGUGUUGGCUUUGAUAUUGAUAAAGAUGCAUUGGAUGUCGCCCGAACGAAUACAGAGGAGUUUGAAAUCUCAAAUAUAGAUCUGGUCCAGUCUGACCUCAGUGCUCUGGAAGUCGCAUAUGCUCAAAAGUUUGACACCGUUAUAAUGAAUCCUCCAUUCGGUACAAAACACAAUCAAGGCAUUGACAUGAAGUUCCUCAAGACGGCAUUAACAUUGGCAACAGUGGUGUAUUCACUUCAUAAAUCAUCAACACGAGAUCACAUACAAAAGAGAGCGAAAGACUGGGGUGUGAAGAUGGAACUUGUCGCAGAACUAAGGUACGAUCUGCCGGCUUCAUACAAGUUCCACAAAAAGAAAUCGGUCGACAUCCACGUGGAUUUUCUACGCUUCUCCAAAUCAUGAUUGUUGCCGGAAUGGAUUUGAGUAAACGGCUUUGUUUUAUAUCCCUAAUAAAUGUUCAAAAGAAAA
Gadus morhua (Atlantic cod) is the source of this 851-nucleotide messenger RNA. It is a transcript of the gene mettl5, whose product is annotated as methyltransferase 5, N6-adenosine. Lineage: Eukaryota; Metazoa; Chordata; Actinopteri; Gadiformes; Gadidae. The transcript is spliced from 7 exons. The record is from RefSeq and is a predicted model, not a curated record. Gene Ontology annotation, molecular function: nucleic acid binding; rRNA (adenine-N6-)-methyltransferase activity. The coding region runs from base 165 to 785 and encodes 206 amino acids. Gene Ontology annotation, biological process: rRNA methylation.